Molecule: messenger RNA, 1353 nt
Organism: Oryza sativa Japonica Group (Japanese rice)
Lineage: Eukaryota; Viridiplantae; Streptophyta; Magnoliopsida; Poales; Poaceae
Product: putative F-box/LRR-repeat protein 9
Molecular function (GO): protein binding
Source: RefSeq, a predicted model, not a curated record
CUCCCGAGAUUUCAAGCCCUCCAAAAUCUCGCCGGAGAGACGCCCAGGCGAAGCUCUCCGUCCCAUCCUCUCUCCUCUCGGUCAUCCCGGCCGCCGCUGCCGCGGGCGAAGGUGUUUUUCGUGCCGCUUGCAAUGGAGGUUGAUUCAAUCCGCUUGCCUGCACCAGAUGAGAGGGAUUGGUCAGAGCUACCGGUCGACGCGCUCUCUGUAUUCUUUGCCAAGAUUGGGGCCAUUGAGAUUCUGAUGGGUGCUGGCCUUGUGUGCCACUCAUGGUUGGAGGCUGCCAAGGUCCCUGACUUGUGGAGAUCUCUCGACAUGACGCGCCAUAAGGUGAUCUUCAAGAAGACCAUCGGUGUCAUGUGCGCGAUGGCUAGGGUGGCUGUGGAUCGGUCUGCUGGGAAGCUCGAGUCGUUUUGGGCUCAGAAUUUUGUGACUUCUGAUCUACUGAAAUACAUCGGGGAGAGGACAACUUCACUGAAGAGCAUCCGACUGAUUGCAUACACACGUGUUCCAUGGAAAGAACUGGUCAAUCUUGCUGCAAAAUCUCCGUUGCUGGAGGACCUAGAGCACUCUUACAGAGAUUCCCUUGAAGAAUUCUUCGAACACCUUGGUUGCAAGUGCCCACAGCUGAGGUGUCUCCGGGUGAACAAUGACGGCUUCGUGUAUGACGAUGCCAAGUAUGACCUGAUGGACCAAGUUAUUGGCGACCACGACGACGACGAUGAUGAAGAAGAUGAACUCGAAUAUGGCCCUUGGGACUGGCCAUCCAAUAACAACGGCGUCGCCUUCGCCAUUGCAGAGAGCAUGCACGAGCUGCGUAUCCUUCAGAUCACAAACAACACUCUGACAAACGCCGGCGUCCUCGCCAUUCUUGACAGCUGCAACAACGUAUCCCCAAAUGACCAGCUCCGGGCAAGAUGGGCCAGUCUCAGGCAUUUCAAUCUUUCAGAAGGCUGCAGGUGGAGCAAUUUCAAGGAGCUCCGUGUCAUCGGCGAGGACGAAGGCCAAGAAUUCAGGCCUGAAGAUGAACUCUCUGAUGGAUUGUCCAAGGAGUUUUGCUACCCUUCCAAGGAUGCAGGGAUGGGGGAUGGUUGGGAUGAUGUUUACUGGGAUGAUAUCUCACUUCCUUCAGAUGAUGGCCGUGAUCCUGACCUGAGCAAUGUGAACUGUGACGAUAUCACCCAGUACACCUACCUCCAUGAUUACUAUUCUCUUUAAUUAGUUUGUUCUAAAAGAGAGAUUAUUAUCGCUUACUACGAGUGUAGUUUUUUUUUUUUUUGGAGACGUUUGAUAGAUAUUGCAGAGAAUUCAUGCAGCCUCUGCACCUAUAAUUUGGAGUUUGGAUUUUAGAUG